AUCUUUGUGCGACUGUAAGAGGUCCUACUUGUGCUUGCAGUUGUCGCACUUCUGUUUAGCGUGUGUUGAAUAGGUCAAACGACCUCUUGCUCUGUCAAAGAUGUCUCGGUGCCUGAAAUUGUUCAAAUUCGCUUUGGGUUCUUCUCAAAGGGCAAACUCCAGGCUCCUGUCUUCUGGACGAGGAUUGGGUAGUAGGACUGUAGGACCAUUCAGUGAAGAUGGCCAUGUCAUGCAGCAGCAGAAACAAUGGUCCAGAAACGGCAUGUGGAACCCCAGCCAUCCAGGCCUCGGUCUCACCCAGUCUUCCUACUACAGCACCAAGGAAGCUGAGAAAGUCCCUCUGGAUACAGACAAGGUUCUAGAAGCUGAGAAAGCUCCUGCGACGGAGAAGGUUGAAGAAGUAGAGAAUAUUCAAGAGGCAGAGGAUAAAGAUCCUGAAGAACCCCUGCACACAAUCAUCCAAGACACAGAGAAUGUCCGAGGCACCUUUUCCAAGCAUGAGUUCCAGGCUGAGACCAAGAAACUCUUGGACAUUGUUGCUAGAUCUCUGUACUCUGAGAAGGAGGUGUUCAUCCGUGAGCUGAUCUCCAAUGGCAGCGACGCCCUGGAGAAGCUGCGCCACAAGCUGAUAACGGGAGGGGGCGACACGGCCCCCAUGGAGAUCCACCUACAGACGGACCAGGCCAAGGGCACAUUCACCAUCCAGGACACAGGAGUUGGGAUGAACCAAGAGGAGCUGGUGGCCAACCUGGGGACUAUUGCUCGCUCUGGAUCCAAGGCUUUCCUGGACGCCCUGCAGAGCCAGGCGGAGGCCAGCAGCUCCAUCAUUGGUCAGUUUGGCGUGGGUUUCUACUCGGCCUUCAUGGUGGCUGACCGUGUGGACGUCUACUCCCAGUCAGCCGAGCCCAGCAGCCCCGGAUACAAGUGGUCCUCUGAUGGGUCUGGAGUGUUUGAGAUAGCUGAGGCAAGUGGGGUCAGACCAGGCACUAAGAUAGUGCUGCACCUCAAGGAUGACUGCAAGGAGUUCUCUGCUGAGGACAGAGUCAAAGAGGUGGUGACCAAAUACAGCAACUUUGUCAGUUUCCCCAUCUUCCUGAACGGACGACGACUCAACACUCUCCAGGCCCUGUGGAUGAUGGAACCCAAGUCCAUCAGUGAGUGGCAGCACGAGGAGUUCUACCGUUACGUGGCUCAGUCGUACGACAAGCCCCGUUACACACUGCACUACCGCGCUGACGCCCCCGUCAACAUCCGCUCCAUCUUCUACGUCCCAGACGUGAAGCCAUCCAUGUUUGACGUGAGCAGAGAGAUGGGCUCCAGCGUGGCUCUGUACAGCAGGAAGGUUCUCAUCCAGACCAAGGCCACUGAAAUCCUGCCCAAGUGGCUACGCUUCCUUAGAGGUGUGGUGGACAGUGAGGAUAUCCCAUUGAACCUGAGCAGAGAGCUGCUGCAGGAGAGCACCCUCAUCAGGAAGCUGAGGGAUGUGCUACAGCAGCGUAUCAUCAAGUUCCUGAUGGACCAGAGUAAGAAGGAACCUGAGAAGUACGCCAAGUUCUUUGAGGACUACGGCCUGUUCAUCAGGGAGGGUAUCGUCACCACGCAGGAGCAGGACGUCAGGGAGGACAUCGGCAAGCUGUUGAGGUUUGAGUCUUCGGCGCUACCCGCGGGCCAGCAGACCAACCUGAAGGAGUACGGCUCCCGUAUGAAGGCCGGGACACGUAACAUCUACUACCUGUGUGCCCCAAACCGACACCUGGCUGAACACUCGCCCUACUUUGAGGCCAUGAAGCAGAAAGACAUGGAGGUGCUGUUCUGUUAUGAGCAGUUUGACGAGCUCACCCUGCUGCACCUCAGAGAGUUUGACAAGAAGAAGCUGAUCUCUGUGGAAACAGACAUUGUGGUGGACCACUACAAGGAGGAGAAGUACCAGGACAGCAAGCCAGCCUCUGAGCGUCUGACAGAGGAGCAGGCUGAGGACCUGAUCUCCUGGAUGAGGAACAAUCUGGGAAACAGAGUCACCAACAUCAAGGUGACCCCUCGUCUGGACACCCACCCAGCCAUGAUCACGGUGCUGGAGAUGGGUGCCGCACGCCACUUCCUGCGUACCCAGCAGAUGGCCCGCAGCACAGAGGAGAGGGCCCAGAUACUACAGCCCACCCUGGAGAUCAACGCUGGUCAUGACCUCAUCAAGAAGAUGCACUCACUGAAGGAGUCCGACUCUGCACUCGCACAACUGCUGCUAGAGCAGGUAGAUCACACUGUCCUGGAUCACGCUGUCCUGGAUCACGCUGUCCUGGAUCACGCUGUCCUGGAUCACACUCCUUACACUUUGGGGUCUGAAGGUGUAAAUGGAAUGGGCCCAAACCCUGGCUGAGACCAUUCCAUUUACAAUAUCUACGACAACGCCAUGAUCGCAGCGGGCCUCAACGACGAUCCCCGACCCAUGAUUGCCCGCCUCAACGACCUGCUGACCAGAGCGCUGGAGAAACACUGAGACGCAGAGACGUCACGGCCGUCACCUGUAGGGCCUAUAGACACUACAGUCACUGCCUGGUUCAACUCCCCAUCUCCGCAACCCUCCUACUGGUCAGGUCACUGUAGGCCCUACAUAGACAUGUGACCUGGCUCUACAUGCUGCAGAUACUACCCCCAUCAACAACACACUGCUCUGGUGGCCUUUCCACAUUCAGGCCUGCCCAUCUAUACCCCAGAAAAGUCCCUUCAAUACCAACGGACUGUUCGAGGAGAGCAGGGAGGCUUUGGCCUGCUCUGAGACCUGAAAAUGGAGUAGACGGACACGACUCAAGCUGUGGAUUUGUGUGUUGCUCCGACUCUCCAGCAGUGGUUAUUCAUGUUGUGUGUGUGAUGACCGAGAUAUUUAUAAGACUGUGCCAUGAGCAGAGUGGAAACCCCAGAUCUGAAGAAUGGGUUAGGGCUUUGUAAAGGAAGUCUUAUUGACAUUGGGACUGGUGUAAUAAUUGUACACAUUUCCAUGACCAUACUUCCUACAUGACCGUUCAAUACAAUGUUACUGUUGGCUCUAUUUCUUCCUCUUUUACUUUUUGUCAUCUUGAUUCAGGUUCCUAUUUUCCUCCCAGCUGUUCCUCAGAUAUGAUGGUUGGCAAUCCCAAUAUUUGAGCCAUAGAUUCCUGUCCUUCAGAGAAGAAUACUGAAACUGACUGUAAAGACUCAUUUUACAAUUAGAUGUGUUGCUGGGAGAGAUUUGUACAAGUUGUAUAUUACCAUCUGUAUGUGGAAUUUGACAUGUCUUAAUUCAGUGCUCAAAUUAUCCACCCAAUAUUUUUUUUUGUACCUGUUAACAAUGGCUGACAUCGAAGAAUGAGCGCUUCUAAUACCCAGAUUGUAAUGAUGAUACUGAUGUAUUGUGAAUAAAACACAUUUACUGAACCCUGUG
This is a messenger RNA of Salmo salar (Atlantic salmon), 3415 nucleotides long. The record is from RefSeq and is a predicted model, not a curated record. Lineage: Eukaryota; Metazoa; Chordata; Actinopteri; Salmoniformes; Salmonidae.